UCGUAAUCACUAAUGCGUGUCACUGGGGGUUGAAAGCAAACGGCGGCCAUUUUCCCCCUCCCAUCAAUUGGAAAUUGAUCGAUCGGACUGAUUCUGUCGGAUAAUAUGUGCCGUCAAUGAUCUCAAAUCAAAGAUAAAGAAUCUGUGAUUGACCUUAUUCAGUUAACGAUACAGAGGAGAAGAAAAAUGGCAGAGGAAGCAGAUAUGGAUAAUCCCAUGGACGACUAUGAUGAUGAUAAUGAGGGUGCCCUUGAAAUAGUGCUUGAAAACAAGAAGGGCAAGAAAAGAAAGAUGAAAGAUGGAUCAGAAAAGAAGAAAAAAGCCAAGAAAAAGAAGAAGGGCAAGAGUGCCAGUGAGGAGGUAGAUAUUGGAGAUGGAGGCAAUGAGUCAGUGGCCUCCAUGGAUGUUACCUUGGAGGAGUCUCAAGGAGAAGAUCCUGCAUUGGAAGAUGACAGGAAUGAUGAUGACUACAUUCCAGAGAAGCCAGCCAAGGAGAAGAAGAAGAGGCCGCCCAAGGUGGAUAAGGAUCAGAAGACAGCAGAAGAGAUAUGCCAAGAACAUGGACUCCUGAAUGUGGAACUUGAAUACUCUGAUGAAGACUUUGUCAACCUCACCACCUAUAAGGCAUACUCUGCACACAUUCGCCCCCUGCUGGCCAAAGAGAAUCCUAAAUGUCCCAUGACAAAGAUGACGUCACUUGUCGCUGCCAAGUGGAGAGAGUUCUUGGCUUUAGGGGCUUUACCUGAGCUUCAGAAAGAGGCUGACCCUGAUAUCAGUGUGGAGGGCAGUAAUGACGGAGACCUGGGGGAUGUAGACAGUACCCCGGGGACGCCCUCUAAGCAGAAGGGGAAGAAAGGCAAGGGCAAAGGCAAGUCUGUGGCCCCUCUGAAGAUCAAACUCACCAAGAAGAAGAAGAGGAAAAAGGGAAGCGAUGAAGAGCUGGAGGAAGGUGGCGGCUUCAACACCAGUGAUGAAGAGUUUGAACGUCAGCUGGAGGAAGCCAGUAUUAUCAGUGAAGUCCAGUCAGAAUCCAGCAACAUGUCUGCCCCAAAGAAAAGUAAAGUGAAGAAAGGACGUGGACGUAACGCCAAGAAGGCCAAGGUCAAAAAGGGUUCCUUCUUGUCUGAGGCAGAAGCGGAGGGAUAUGAAGCCUCUCCGUCCAACUCCCUCUCCCAAGAGCCCCAGGGGACCCCCACUGUUAGAAAGUGUAAAAUGAAGAAAGGCCGAGGGCGGAAUGCCUCUAAGAAGAUCAAACGAACCAGUACUUUUCCUGCGAACCUUAACGACGCAGACGGAUAUGAGACUGACCACCAGGACUACUGUGAGGUAUGCCAGCAGGGAGGAGAGAUCAUCCUGUGUGACACGUGUCCACGUGCCUAUCAUUUGGUCUGUCUGGAUCCAGAACUAGAAGAGGCUCCCGAGGGGAAGUGGAGCUGUCCACACUGUGAGGCAGAGGGUGCCCAGGAGCAGGAGGAGGAUGAACACAUGGAGUUCUGCCGCGCUUGUAAAGAUGGUGGUGACCUCUUGUGUUGUGAUAGCUGUCCAUCAGCCUAUCACAUGCACUGUCUUAACCCGCCCAUGAAGGAGAUUCCUGAUGGAGAAUGGCACUGCCCGCGAUGUGGGUGUGAGCCCCUGAAGGGUAAAGUCCAGAAAGUCCUCACAUGGCGCUGGGUGGAACCUCCCAAGAUGGCAGACGAGCUGGACCACACCCACAGCCCCACCAAGAAGAAGUUUGACCACAAGCCUACCAGGGAGUUCUUUGUGAAGUGGCAUGACAUGUCUUACUGGCACUGUAGCUGGAUAACAGAACUGCAGUAUGAUGUCUACCACCCAGCCAUGUACCGUAACUACAUCAGGAAGAAUGACAUGGACGAGCCCCCACCGCUGGAGGAUGGCAGCAGCUUUGGGAUGAAGGAUUAUAAAGAGGAAGACCCCCACAACCUGGAGGGGAGGUUCUACCGCUAUGGGGUGCGACCAGAGUGGCUGACCAUCAACAGGAUCAUCAACCACAGACAAACUAGAGAUGGCAGGACAUGGUACCUUGUUAAAUGGCGUGACCUUCCUUACGAGCAGGCCACGUGGGAGAAUGAGGAGUCUGGGAUAGCAGAGUUUGAUAAGGAGGUGGAACGCUACCAUCAGCUCAGAGAACAGAUGUCAAAACCAAGGAACAGAAGAUCCAUGAUGCUAGGUCAGACAGGAUCAGCAAAAGGAGGGAAGAAAGGAGGGAAAGGAAAGAAGGGGAAAGGCAAAGGGAAAGGAAAAGAUAGAGAAGAUGAAGAGGAGACAGAGGAAGAAGCAAGUAAACAGAUGUUUAAACUGCCACCAGAGGUCCCUGUGGUAGAUCUGAAGAGGAAGUUGGACCAGCAGCCGGACUAUAUUGACAUCACUGGUGGCACCCUGCAUCCCUAUCAGCUGGAGGGAUUAAACUGGCUGCGCUACUCCUGGUGUCAUGGUAUCCACACCAUCUUAGCUGACGAGAUGGGACUGGGCAAGACUAUACAGACUAUUGUGUUUUUGUAUUCAUUGUAUAAAGAGGGUCACUCGAAGGGACCGUUUCUUGUCAGUGCUCCUCUGUCCACUAUCAUCAACUGGGAGCGAGAGUUUGAGUUCUGGGCGCCAGAUUUCUAUGUGGUCACAUAUGUGGGGGACAAAGACAGCCGCGCUGUUAUAAGAGAGCAUGAGUUUUCUUUCGAGGAGGGUGCAAUCCGUGGUGGCACAAAGGCAUCAAAGAUGCGCAAAGAGUGCCCUGUUAAAUUCCAUGUCCUAUUGACCUCCUAUGAGUUGAUCAGCAUUGACCAGGCGACUCUGGGCUCUGUGGACUGGGGAGUGUUGGUGGUGGAUGAAGCUCAUAGGCUGAAAAACAACCAAUCAAAAUUCUUCAAGGUGCUCAGUGCAUACAAGAUUGGCUACAAGUUGCUGUUGACUGGUACUCCACUGCAGAACAACCUGGAGGAACUGUUCCACCUGCUCAACUUCAUGUCUCCAGAUGACUUCAGGAAUCUGCAGGUGUUCCUGGAUGAGUUUGCAGACAUAGGGAAGGAGGAGCAGGUGAAGAAGUUACAUGACAUGCUGGGCCCACACUUACUGCGGCGACUGAAGGCAGAUGUCCUGAAGGGAAUACCAUCCAAGAGUGAGUUCAUUGUCAGAGUGGAGCUCAGCCCCAUGCAGAAGAAAUAUUACAAGUACAUAUUGACGAGGAAUUUUGAAGCUCUGAAUGCCCGUGGAGGUAAUAACGUGUCCCUCCUGAACAUCAUGAUGGACCUGAAGAAGUGCUGUAAUCAUCCUUACCUGUUCCCCACUGCGGCUGAUGAAGCACCCAAGCUGCCCAAUGGAAUGUUUGAGGGCAGUGCUCUGAUCAAAGCUUGUGGGAAACUGGAGCUGUUGUCUAAGAUGUUGAACAUCCUGAAGGAAGAGGGCCACAGAGUGCUGAUCUUCUCUCAGAUGACCAAAAUGCUGGACAUCCUGGAAGACUUCCUGGAGUGUGAGGGUUAUAAGUACGAGAGGAUUGAUGGCGGUGUGACAGGAACACUGAGACAGGACGCCAUUGACAGGUUUAACAUGAAUGGUUCUCCCUCCAUGGUAUUUCUGCUGUCUACCAGGGCAGGUGGUCUGGGAAUUAACCUGGCUACAGCAGACACUGUUAUCAUCUAUGACAGUGACUGGAACCCUCACAAUGAUAUACAGGCAUUCAGCAGAGCACAUCGUAUAGGCCAGGCCAAUAAGGUGAUGAUCUAUCGCUUUGUGACACGAGCUUCAGUGGAAGAGAGAAUUACACAGGUGGCCAAGAAGAAGAUGAUGUUAACCCACCUGGUGGUCCGGCCAGGCCUGGGAGGGAAAGGAGGCUCCAUGUCCAAACAGGAGGUGGAUGACAUCCUCAAGUUUGGCACAGAGGAACUGUUCAAGGAUGAAUUUAAAACUGAGGAUAGCAGUCAGGCCAAUGAAAGCAGGAUAGUGUACGAUGACGCAGCAGUCAAGGAGCUGCUGGACAGGACACAGCAGGGGCAGGAGGAGAAGGAGAUGGCUAUGAAUGAAUACUUCACUUCCUUCAAGGUGGCCAGCUAUGCCUUCAAGGAGGAGGAGGAAGAGGAGGAAGAAGAAAAAGAAAUCUUGAAGCAGGAAGUGGAGCAUGCAGAUCCCGCGUACUGGGAAAAGCUGCUGCGCCAUCACUACGAGCAGCAGCAAGAGGACCUGGCACGCACACUGGGGAAGGGCAAACGUGUGCGCAAGCAGGUGAAUUACAACGACGCCAUGGGUGGUACCAAUGAGGACAACUGGGAUGAAAACAUGUCCGACUUUGACUCCGAUUUUGACCAGACAGGUAAUGGUGAUGAUGAAGAUGAUGAUUUUGAAGAAAAAUCUGAACUAGGCAGAGGAGGGCGUAGACGUGGUGGCGUUCCAGAGAAGGAUCGCCCUCUGCCGCCAUUGCUGGCCCGUGUUAACGGUCAGAUUGAGGUGCUUGGUUUCAACGCCAGGCAGAGGAAGGCUUUCUUGAAUGCAGUGAUGCGGUGGGGCAUGCCUCCUCAAGAUGCUUUUAAUUCACACUGUAGGCUUGUGCGAGACCUAAGAGGAAAGUCAGAGAAAGUGUUCAAGGCGUACGUCUCGCUGUUCAUGCGCCACCUGUGUGAACCUGGUGCUGACAACGCGGACACAUUUGCAGAUGGCGUUCCACGAGAGGGUUUGUCCAGGCAACACGUGCUGACGCGCAUUGGUAUCAUGUCACUUGUGAGGAAGAAGGUUCAAGAGUUUGAAGCAAUAAAUGGCACAGAGAGCAUGCCUUACAAAACUGCCUCAGAGUGUAUAGAAAAGUUCAGCAAAAGUAGGUCAUCGUCAGCUGUACCUUCACCAGCGCCAUCUACCAAGGAAGAAAAGACAGAGGAGAAGGGAGAAACGAAGGAGGACCAGAAGGAAAUAAAGGAAGAGAAAACAGAAGAGGACAAAGAAGGCAGUGGAGACAAGAAGGACAAGGAUGAAGGGAAAGAAACGACAGAGGAAGCCAUGGAAACGGAUCAGAAAGGAAAUGAGCCAUCAGAAAAGGAAGACAGUAAAGACGCGGCCCAGGAGGUAAAGAUGGAGACUGAUGAAGUUAAAGAAGAAAAGAAAGAAACAGAUGAAAAACCCACCCAAGCAACAGAAGAAUCUAAAGACAGUGAAGAGAGCAAAGCUGAUGUGAAUGAGGAAAGUAAGGAAGAGGAUGUCAAAG
Lingula anatina is the source of this 5200-nucleotide messenger RNA. RefSeq names its product ATP-dependent chromatin remodeler CHD5. NCBI's taxonomy places the organism in Eukaryota, Metazoa, Brachiopoda, Lingulata, Lingulida, Lingulidae. Gene Ontology annotation, cellular component: nucleus; chromatin. The record is from RefSeq and is a predicted model, not a curated record. Gene Ontology annotation, biological process: chromatin remodeling. Gene Ontology annotation, molecular function: chromatin binding; ATP binding; ATP-dependent chromatin remodeler activity.